AUGCCAGUAUUCAAAGGCAGAUCCAGAACAGUGAAAGCGGAGGCUACAUUUCGCGAGGAAGCGGAAAAUACGUUGCCUUGUCAAGACAAAAAACAAGAAAAAUCCCAACGCGACGUUUUGAACGGAAAUAUGCCGCCGUAUUUAUCAACCCUGAAAUUCCAUCUCAAGGAUCUUGAAGCGGCUGCGAUUAGGCAAUCAGACUAUUUGGAAGAAGGUGUUGAAUAUACUUCGCUUCCUGUCCACAAAACGAAAGGGGCACAAUCUAUAACUUUACCAAUGAAUAUGCCGGUGGUAGAGAGCAAAAACUGCUUUCGGCGGAAAGGAGAAAGCUCGCCCAAUGUGAAAGACAGGGUGAACAGUUCAUUCAUCACGGAAGAGUCUAAAGUUUCAGUCGGGUCACGAAAUGAUGGUCAGGGAGGUACAAAUUGCACAGUGACAGAGAACACAAACGAUACGCGAUGUAGUACAGGCAAAUGGCUCAACGACAUCGAUAAAUUAAUAAGUUUUAAAGCAAAGCGCAAGGUUGAAAUAUUCAACAAAGAAAAGAAAGAGAUUGUGAAACAAUGGACCUCAAGUCCCAAGAAUUUUUACAAGUGUAUUUUGAAAUGCAGACAAAAGCAAUUAGCCAUGAGUAAUGGGCUUCGAACCAUAAAAAGGCGCUCGCGCGAAGGAACGAAAAAUGUCGCUUUUCCCGCGGAUGUGCUUUUAUUUUCGGCGAUCGAAGAAAACGCUUCAAUUGAGCUGGCUGAAAUUAUAGAAACAAACAAGAUUGAUGUGAAUUUAUGUACAAACUCCCGUGGACUUCCACCGCUUCAUCGAGCUGUUCAACGCGGUGCGGUCGACUGUGUUCGUGUGUUAUUGAAUAACUCGGCCGAUGUAAACUUGAGAGACUCUACAAACUCGCUCGCAGUCGGUUUAGCGAUUUCAGCGUGCCAAUUUGAGUGUCUUGUACUGUUAAUUGAGUCGGGAGCGAGCUUUGAGGAAUACACAAAUCAACGUUUAAAGGAAUACGAAGACGUCCAGGUUUUAUCCAAGAGUUGUUAUCGUGCCUUUGAGGCGAAUGUUUAA
Messenger RNA from Porites evermanni, 1068 nucleotides. The record is from the annotation of a GenBank genome assembly. NCBI's taxonomy places the organism in Eukaryota, Metazoa, Cnidaria, Anthozoa, Scleractinia, Poritidae.